This is a messenger RNA of Pungitius pungitius (ninespine stickleback), 1311 nucleotides long. Its product is annotated as collagen alpha-3(VI) chain. The coding region runs from base 271 to 960 and encodes 229 amino acids. The transcript is spliced from 3 exons. The record is from RefSeq and is a predicted model, not a curated record. NCBI's taxonomy places the organism in Eukaryota, Metazoa, Chordata, Actinopteri, Perciformes, Gasterosteidae.
CCCUGCACCACAUCUCCUCUGGCUUGAGACCGGGAGAGUGUCCGUCUCUUUCAGUCAACCAUUUCCUCCCUUCACUAAGGAGCCCUGUUUCAUCUCGAAUCAGGGACCUUAUCACAGCUUUGUUCAGCCGCCUUCCUCUGGGAGGAGCUGGAGGAAGCCAGCAGGGGGGUUUUGUCAAGAGGAUAACUCCCAAAAAAUCUACGAAACCCCAAAGAGUGGAGUUCAGCAACUUCAGCUCAGGAUUUCCCUCAGCUGUUUAGUUGAGCGAAGAUGAGGAGACAUCGGCUGUUGCCGCUGUGUGCCCUCCUGGGCGUCCUGUGUGCAGGACUCCUCCCCAACCUUGAGGCUCAGGAAGCUCAAGAAUCAGCUGACCUAGUACUCUUAAUUGAUGGAUCACAGAACAUUGGAGCAGCAAACUUCCCCUUUGUGCGUGAUUUGGCUUUGAGAAUCAUUGAGAGCCUUGAUGUGGGCAGGGACACUGUUCGAGUGUCCUUGGUUCUAUACAAUGGCAAUCCGCAGAUAAUUUUCAAUCUGAAUAGCUAUGACAGUAAAUCAUCAGUCCUGGAGGCGGUGAAGGGCCUUGCCUACUCAGGGGGUGACGAGUCUAACCUGGGGCUGGCCUUGGAGGAAGUGGCCAACAGCCUGUUAAGCCAAACAACUGGGGGCAGGGCAGAGGAGGGUGUGCCCCAGAUGUUAGUUGUUGUAAGUGCUGGGCCAUCCACUGAUGAUACUGUUGCUGGUGACCAAGCCCUUAAGGAGAAUAGUGUUAUCACAUUCGGCGUGACAAUUGGUGACACUGCCACUGCCGAUCUGGAAGCAGUUGCUACGGAUAAAAGUUUUGUCCUGUUGGCCCCUGAUGUCAGAGCAUUGGCGAGCAUUCGUGACCAGCUGCUCCAAUUCAUUAACGGAGUGGUCCAGCGCAACAUUAUAGUACAGACUGAGUUCACAGAAGGUAUGUAACUUCUCUGUACAACUUGGCGAAUCGAAAGAUCCGUUCAUAUUGAAUGUAGUGGGUAAGGUAAGAUAUGAUUCCCAAAUCCCAUCAGGCAUGCCCAUGACAGAGCUUACCAUGCAUUGUCGUUCAAACUUCUACCACUCAUGUAAAUUAUUCCAAUUGCUUGCACGUUACUUUAAUACUUUUUUUGGUACUCAGAAUUUGACAAAAAGUUAUAGCAAUAUUUGUUGGAACGUAAAAAAAUAAUCGAAAGUUCUUUCAAUACGCAGUCAAAAACAUUUUUUUUAAAGUGCUGAUAUUAGCUCACAUGUACAUGUAUAUGUAAUUAUAAAAUAUCAUUGGUGGGAUUUGGUAGU